CAGUUCGGAUUGAUAAGACCAUUAGAAGACAAACAUUCUACGGACCAGCAUGUCACGUGCCAACGAGGAACGCAAGCUAAAGCAUCUUUUCGAUGGAGGCGCGUGGAAUGUCUACGAGCCAAACAUUCUCAAUUUGGGUGUCGGGGCUCCGGGAACUGACCUUCUCGAGUCCUGCUGCGAUAUCUUUCAGCAGGCCACCGAACAUUGUCUGCAAUAUGAAAAGAAGGAAAAUCAGUCGCUUAUCUUUCAGUAUGGACCCACAAAUGGUUGCUUCGAGGUGCGGCGUGAGAUAGCCACAUACUUCAGCGCCAUGUACGACAGCCCUGUCAACUGUGAGGAUUUGAUUAUUACGGCUGGCGCCACAAACGGCCUACAUUUGCUGCUGUCGACGUUGAUUGACUUCCAGGGCUAUAUAUUUGUGGAUGAGUUCACCUAUAUGAUAGCCCUGGAUAGCAUGAAGCACUUCACUAGUCUGACCAUCGUACCAGUCAAGUUGAAUGAUGAUGGCGUUGAUCUGCAGGAUCUAGGCGAAAAGGUGGCCAAGCACAAAUUCAGCUCUCAGAGCAAGGAGUUCUGGGGAAUGUACUACACCAUUCCGACCUAUCACAACCCCACGGGCAUACUGUUCUCGCCAGAGGUUUGCCGCGGCAUUGUCCAGCUAGCCAGGAAGUACGAUUUUAUUGUUGUGUGCGACGAUGUGUAUAACAUUUUGCACUAUGGCGAGAGGCCUGAGGCGCGUCUGCUUUCCUAUGAUGUUCGCUCAGAUCCUGAAUACGCCGGCCAUGUCAUAUCGAACUGUAGUUUCUCCAAAAUUCUUGGCCCUGGCUUGCGUCUGGGCUGGCUGGAGGUGCCGCCACGCAUAAGGCCCAUUCUGGAAGGUAGUGGCUUGGCCAACAGCGGCGGCUGUUUUAACAACUACACCGCCGGCAUUGUGGGUAGCCUGUUCAAGCUAAAUCUUGCUCAGAAGCAGAUAGCUCACUUCCACGAGACCUACAAAGAGCGAAUGCUUGCCACCACAGAGACACUCAGGGCGGAGCUGCCUAAGAGCUGCAAAAUGAUAAGCCCCAGUGGUGGAUACUUCAUUUGGAUACGCCUGCCGAAGACUCUAGAUGCCAGGAAAUUCCUCGAAUACAGUCUGGAGCACCAGAAGAUUGCGUUCAUAGCUGGGCCUCGCUUCGCGUCGGAUGGCGAGAGUGAAAAUCCCCACGGUUGUGUCGAGCGGCUAUGACAGCGAGAAGCCCCAAGGCGGCAGGAACAAC
Drosophila persimilis is the source of this 1259-nucleotide messenger RNA. RefSeq lists its product as uncharacterized. Bases 50 to 1228 code for a protein of 392 amino acids. NCBI's taxonomy places the organism in Eukaryota, Metazoa, Arthropoda, Insecta, Diptera, Drosophilidae. The transcript has 5 exons. Gene Ontology annotation, molecular function: pyridoxal phosphate binding; L-2-aminoadipate:2-oxoglutarate transaminase activity. The record is from RefSeq and is a predicted model, not a curated record. Gene Ontology annotation, biological process: biosynthetic process.